Molecule: messenger RNA, 1506 nt
Organism: Phytomonas sp. Hart1
Lineage: Eukaryota; Euglenozoa; Kinetoplastea; Trypanosomatida; Trypanosomatidae
Source: the annotation of a GenBank genome assembly
AUGUUUGAGUACACCGAGGAGGAGAUGAGCGCGCCCUACGACCCGAGGGAGGAUGAGGCGUAUUGGUCGGGCAAGCGCGCCGCGCCGGAGGAGGACGCGGCGGGGCGGGGACAGGACCCUGCCUCACCACAGCCGCCAAUGCGCCGCCCGCGGCACGAGCGCGGGCAGACCGAGCCGACCAAUGUCCUGUGGGUUGGCAGCCUCCCGCCAUUCGUGACGGACGACAAACUGCGCGAGAUCUUCGAGGUCUUUGGCAACAUCACCACCAUCACCCGUAUGGAGAAAGGCGGGAUGGCGUUCGUGCACUUCGACACCGUUGAGCAUUGCACAAUGGCCCUACAGACAAUGGCUGGGCGGCUAAUCGAGGGCGGUGUGGCGUUGGUUCUUAACUACGGACACGGACAAAAGCGUGGCAACGACGUGUCGAUUUCUGAGGGCGGAAUUCCCGCUAAUGAAACCCCGACCAACGUCGUCUACCUCGGUCAACUCCCCACCAACAUUACGGAAGUCGAUAUCGAGGUCCUUUUCGAGAACUUUGAGGGCUUUAUCAACUCAAAGUACGUCUCUUCGACUAGUAUCGGGUUCGGGCAUUUUGAUUCGGUUGAGAACGCUCGCGCCGCCCGUGUGGCGCUCAACAACGCCACACUCAAGGGUGUCCCGAUCCGUGUGAACUUUGGCAAAACCAAUCACAACUUCACGAUGGCGGAUCGCCGCCGGGUGGGAGAGCCCGCAGGCCUCAGCGACAUUGAAGGGGGGCUUAAUUUAGAUGCGCUGAUGCGCCCGCCGGGCGAUCUCAAUGCCGCGUCAGGGGCACUGGUUCUCGGCGGCGGUGGCGAAGGAAAUGGAGGGGCCCUUGUACUGCCCGCAAUGGGGGUGAACAACGGGAUGGGCGGCCCCAGCACCACGGCGGGGGGUAAUUUGUACAACAAAGAGCGCGCCACGCCGGAUAUGACCUUGGAUGUGCGGCUGCAAACGGUGCUUGGGACCCCUUAUAAUGGCUGUGGAGCGAAGGAUCUCGAGCUGAGUCCGAGUCAAAUCCAGGCUAUUUGCAGUAUGAUUGACGCCUGCGUUGAUAGCAAGUCGGAGCAACGGCUGGAUGAUACACUUGUUUUGUACUGCCCGCUCAAGGCCGUCCAUGUUUUUAAUAUCCUCGCCAAGCGCCUUCACUCAUACUUCGGCGACGAUCCUCACAAGAAGCUGCUGGUGCUCUACUCGGCGACUCGCGUCUUAUUGGGGGUGGUGACAGAUUACAUUCUCUACAACGCGGCGGCGCUCAACGCGUACUUGAUGAUCCUCCUUGUCUCAAGUGAGGGGCAGACAAAAAGUGGUAUGGAUAGGUUAUCCACAAUCAUCGAGAGCCUUUUCCAUCAUGGGUUUAUUGGCAAGAAAACUAACGCAGGGGCUGCAUACGAAGAUGUAUUUCGAGGGCAGCUGGAAGAUAUAUUAAGCCGAGCAAAAGCUGAGCAGGACUUAGCAGGCCUAGUAUCCACCAGGCGGAGGAAGUGA